This is a messenger RNA of Ostreobium quekettii, 1404 nucleotides long. The record is from the annotation of a GenBank genome assembly. Lineage: Eukaryota; Viridiplantae; Chlorophyta; Ulvophyceae; Bryopsidales; Ostreobiaceae.
AUGCACCGCCUUCCCCCGUGUGCGGGGCGCCAGUCGGUCCAGGAUUGCGUGUCUCACGCCCGCGGACAGCUCCUAGCUGGGCACUUUAAGUGCCGAAAGUCCGGGCAGCGGCGGACGAGCUGCACGGUGGCGUCCAGCGCGAUAGCUCAGUGCGCUGCCGCGGGUGCCGCUGCAGCGGCGGUUGGGGGAGCGGUGAUCGGCUGUGCGACGUGGCGGGCGGCCUUGAUGAAGGCUGAUAUACGGACGGAGGGGCAAUUCAACCUCUCCGUGCUCUCCCGGUGUUCGGCGCUCCUGAGCGAGUGCCGGCGCUUCUUCCUGUGUUUCAACGGCCACGCGGAGACGAUAUGGGGGGCCUGGCUGCGCAGACACCCUCGGUUGGCUCUGCGGAGGGAGAUACUGCGCCUUGACGACGGAGGUGUCGUCUCACUGGACUGGCAGCGCCACACACCGCAGGACGUCCCCACAGACGCCCCAAUCGUCAUUCUGGUAGCGGGCUUGGCUGGCGGCAGUGAAGGCACAUAUGUCCAAUAUGCGAUGCAGACUGCGGGCAGCAUGGGUAUGAGAUCAGUGGUGUUCAAUUGUAGAGGAACAGCAGGUGGCCCAGUAACGACACCUCAAUUUUAUUCUGCAUCAUACACCAUGGACCUCAGGGCGGUGGUGGCCUAUCUUCAAAAAACGCAACCUGGUGUGCCCCUUUUGGCGAUGGGGUGGUCACUGGGUGCCAACAUUCUUUUGAAUUACCUUGGGGAGGAGGGCCAACAGAGCCCAAUCAAAGCAGCUGUGUCGCUUGUGAAUCCUUUUAAUCUGGUGAUCUCAGACAAGGCUCUCAAGAUUGGCGUGGCAAGACUGUAUGACAGGAACCUUGGCUUGGCGAUGCGCAAGCUGUUUCAGCCACAUGUUGCCCUCUUCAGAGGACACGCAGAGGAGCACCGAAUACAAGCAGCGCUGAAUGCUCAGACUGUCCGGGAUUUCGACGAUGCCAUCACCCGCGUUUCAUUUGGUUGGCCUAGCGUGGAUGCAUACUACAGAGCAUCUGGGAGCUGCAACAAGAUUUCUGGAAUCCAAGUCCCAUUCCUUUGCCUCCAAGCACUCGAUGAUCCAAUAGCUGUCAAGGAAGCCAUUCCUUAUGAUCAACUUAAAGCCAACACCAAUUGCACACUCGUCUUGACCCCUACAGGUGGACACCUUGGGUGGGUCCAAGCAACAGCACCCUUUGGGGCCCCAUGGUCAGAUGUUGCUGCUGUCGAGUGGCUUGUAUCUGUGCUUCAAGAACUAGAAGAUCGAGAUACAGCCCGUUGCAAUGAUGGGGGUGGGAGGCGUGAUACUACAGAGGGAGCGACUGGCAAUGGUGCUGAGCCAGCAAGGGAUGACCAGUUUGAGGCCUUCCAAAGCACUGCUAGAUGA